GCCGAGACUCGAGAAUGGAGAACAGGGAGGGGCCCAAAUACAGCUUUCACGGUUAGACCAGACGAAGAGCAAAAUCGUAAUUAUGCGGGGCACGUGACCGCCGCCAAAGGGACGCUACCAUUGUUAAUCUUGCUCCGCCUGUCACCUUUCAGAAGAAUCUCUUUCGUUUUUCUUCAACGCCCAAAUCCCCUUAUUAGGUUUUCCUUGCGUUUGCAGUUACCUAAUUCUUCAAUGGCGUCCUUCGAUGAAACUCCGCCAGGCGAUUUCAAAUCCGUCGAUGAAGGCGCUGGCCACAAGCAGGGUGCCAACUCGGAUGACCUUUUCGGAAGACAGUCAGGUAAUACAACUACAACUGGUUAUUCUUACUCAGCUGCCACCAAGAACAAGACCAUGAACUGGGAAGAGCCUACACUUCAUGACUGCUUGCUUAAUCAUAAGAAGGAUUCUAUGGCCGCAGAGGAUCUGACGGCUGAUUUCUCAGAUUAUUCCUCAGUUGAUUUGGAUUCCUCUGAGUUAUCGGUUACUAAUAAGAGAAAAUAUGCCGAGGACGAGGAUGAGGAUGAGGAUGAGCCGGAAUCCCUUGGUGUCUCCUUCUACUUCCAACCUUUGAACCCCCAUGCCUUUGAUGUAUUUUAUGAGACACCCGGCAUGGAUAUAUUGUCUGCUAAAGUAUUCAAAAGUCUCCCAGAGCUUAAGGAGAUGGUGUUGGACAUCAGAAAACGUCUCAAUGGUGUUUUAAAUGGUGAAGUGGACGUGCAGGCUUUUGAAGCAAAAGUAAAAGAACUUUUCAGCAGACCGAAUUUCUUAGUGGCGGUUGAUGAGUCUAUCCUCGAGAGUGAAUUUUUAGUUGUGCCUUUAGAAGAAUAUGUCACAACAAAAGACGCCCAAGAUCGAAUGGUUGACGUUAAGCAGGAUCCAUCUUUCGAGCCAUUUCUAGGAUGGACGGAACCACUUGACGUUAUAAGGGGAACGUUGUGCAUCCUGUUCGGGUACUGGAAUGAUAAAGAGUUCGAUCGUAUUUUGACCGAGACAAGACAAAAAUCUCGUAGACUUAGACUGGCUGCCCAAGAGCGUGAUUGGACUCAUAUUGAUAUGAUUACAGAUAUUCACUACCCAGCUAAUCUUAAUGGCCUGAAACAAGCGUUGGCCUACAAAUACGGUGAAGAGUCUUACUUUUAUAAGACUGCUGUUAAGACGAUUGAGGGAAACAAAGCAUAUUUUGAGAAGAAAGUCACCCCAUCCAUUCACUUGUUAGGUAGUGCUGCAAAGGGCCAUGAGAUUGACUGCAUGCUAGUUAAGUGGUGUGUUGAUGACAUCUUUUAUUUGUCUGACAUUGGUAUUCGCGUUAUCUUUUAGUUCAAAGUAUGUAGUAAGAUGUCUUGCAAUAUCCUACAAUGGUCCUACUUGGUAUUUUUGUGCUUAUUGUUCUCCGGAUCUGAAUAUGAAUUGUGUGCCUGUGCCCACACUUGAAAGAGCAAUUUUAAUGUUUUAUGUUAUGGUGAUACAUGCAGAUUGUGGCUUUUGCAUCUCUACACCACUUUUUGCUUUAUUAUGUGCAUUAUAUAAGUUAUAACUGACACCAAAAUUCCAAUAUUUUUUGCUUU
This is a messenger RNA of Striga asiatica, 1604 nucleotides long. NCBI's taxonomy places the organism in Eukaryota, Viridiplantae, Streptophyta, Magnoliopsida, Lamiales, Orobanchaceae. The record is from the annotation of a GenBank genome assembly.